This is a messenger RNA of Andrographis paniculata, 4056 nucleotides long. Its product is annotated as zinc finger protein BRUTUS-like. The record is from RefSeq and is a predicted model, not a curated record. Gene Ontology annotation, biological process: protein ubiquitination; ubiquitin-dependent protein catabolic process. Gene Ontology annotation, cellular component: nucleus. The transcript is spliced from 14 exons. Lineage: Eukaryota; Viridiplantae; Streptophyta; Magnoliopsida; Lamiales; Acanthaceae. Gene Ontology annotation, molecular function: ubiquitin protein ligase activity; zinc ion binding. Bases 131 to 3805 code for a protein of 1224 amino acids.
UUAAAAGAUAAAAAAAAAUUAAAAUAAAUAAAUUUCUGGGAGAGAGAAAAUUCCUGAAAGGGUGAGAAGAUUCUGAAGAGAAAAAAAAAAAAAGAAUCCCUACCUUUUGUCCGGUUGAUUUGUGUGGGGGAUGGCGACGCCGGGGAUACAGAACGGCGGCGGGGUCACGGUGAUACCGGCCUCGCCGGUGGUGGCGCCGGUGGAUCAGAGCAGUCACGCUGCUGCCGCCUCGAGGCUUUCGUCUCCGAUUAGGAUUUUUUUGUUUUUCCACAAGGCAAUUCGGGCGGAGCUGGAUGCGCUUCAUCGGACAGCCUUGGCUUUGGCGACGAAUAGGAGCGGCGGGGACCUCAAGCAGUUGAUAGAGAAGUGUCAUUUCUUGAGGUCAAUUUACAAGCACCACUGCAAUGCGGAGGAUGAGGUUAUAUUUCCCGCGCUUGAUAUCCGUGUGAAGAAUGUGGCGCGGACAUAUUCCCUUGAGCAUGAAGGGGAAAGUGUGCUUUUUGAUCAACUGUUUGCUUUGCUUGAAAAUGAUGCGCAAAAUAAGGAAAGCUACAAGAGAGAGUUAGCCUCUUGUACAGGAGCUCUUCAGACAUCAAUCAGUCAGCACAUGUCUAAGGAAGAGGAGCAGGUAUUCCCGCUCCUUAAUGAAAAGUUUUCAUUCGAGGAGCAGGCAUCACUAGUUUGGCAAUUUUUGUGCAGCAUUCCUGUAAAUAUGAUGGCAGAAUUCUUGCCAUGGCUUUCAUCAUCUAUUUCACCAGAUGAGCGGCAAGAUAUGCGUAAAUGCUUGCACAGAAUAAUACCAGAUGAAAAGCUGCUUCAGCAGGUUAUAUUCAACUGGAUGGAUGGAGUAAAGAUGAGCAAUAAACGAAAACGCUGCGAGGAUGAUCCUGGACUUUCUAGUAGCUCGCAAGAAUAUGGGCCUUGCUCUUGUGAAUCCUCUAGGACUGCAGACACCACUUCUCUUUUGUCUGAUUGUAAUGUCGUAAAGUCUCAGGGCUGUCACCCAGUGGAUGAUAUACUCCACUGGCAUAAAGCUAUCAAAAAGGAACUGUGUGACAUAGCUGAAGCAGCUCGAAAUAUAAAGCUGACCGAAGAUUUCUCUGAUCUUUCUUCCUUUAAUAGGAGGCUGCAAUUUAUUGCUGAAGUCUGUAUUUUCCAUAGCAUUGCUGAGGACAAAGUUAUAUUCCCUGCAGUGGAUGCCGAAAUAUCUUUUGUCCAAGAACAUGCAGAAGAAGAGAACGAAUUUGAUAAGUUUAGAUGCUUGAUAGAAAGUAUUGAAAGUGCUGGAGCCAACUCAUCGGCAGAAUUUUAUUCUGAAUUAUGUUCCCAGGCUGAUCACAUAAUGGAGACAAUAGACAGACAUUUUCUCAAUGAAGAAAUUCAGGUUCUUCCACUUGCAAGGGAACAUUUCAGCCCUGAAAGGCAGCGAGAACUCCUGUAUCAGAGCUUGUGUGUGAUGCCACUUCGACUAAUUGAAUGUGUGUUACCGUGGCUGGUCAGAUCAAUGAGCGAAGAGGAAGCUCGGUGCUUCCUUUAUAACAUGCAUAUGGCUGCUCCAGAAUCAGACACGGCUUUGGUUACUUUGUUCUCUGGCUGGGCAUGCAAGGGGUAUCCUAGAAGGGUCUGCUUAUCUUCAAGUGGUAUUAGUUGUUGUCCUUCAGAGGAUAUUAAAGAAACCCAAAAUCAGCUCAAUAAGUUAUGCCGCCACUGUCCCUGUGCAGCUGCGAGAAAUGGAAUUUUCACUUCUGAGCAAGCACGCAAGUGCGAGAAGUCAAACAUGGAGAAAGACUUUUCAUCUAUGGGUAUUGAUGCUUGCAAUGCUUCAGGGAUAGAAUUCCAGAAGUCCUCUCUCUCUAGCCAAUCCUGUUGUGUUCCAGGGUUAGGAGUCAACAGGAACAACCUCGGAACGGGUUCUUUGACAAUAGCUAAAUCGUUGCGAUCUUUAUCUUUUGGUCCCAGUGCACCUUCUCUCAAUUCUAGCCUUUUCAACUGGGAGACUGACACUACCUCCAGUAUUAGUGGUCAUACAACACGUCCAAUUGAUAACAUUUUUAAGUUCCAUAAGGCAAUCCGGAAAGAUUUAGAGUUUCUCGAUGUUGAAUCAGGGAAGCUUGGUGAAUGCAACGAGACUUUCCUCAGACAGUUUACUGGAAGAUUUCGCCUUUUGUGGGGCUUAUACAGGGCUCAUAGUAAUGCAGAGGAUGAUAUUGUGUUCCCAGCCUUGGAAUCGAAGGAAACUCUCCAUAAUGUUAGCCACUCCUAUACGUUGGAUCACAAGCAAGAAGAAAAACUCUUUGAGGAUAUCGCAUCAGCAUUGGUUGAACUUUCUCAACUUCAUGAAAACUUGAAUGUGAAAAAUGUGAAUGGAAACUUGGGUGAAAGUCGAUUUGGUUCAUGCAAUCGGGUCGAUUGUUUGAAAAAAUAUAAUGACCUGGCAACAAAGAUUCAGGGGAUGUGCAAAUCCAUCAAGGUGACUUUAGAUCACCAUGUCAUGCGUGAAGAGCUUGAGCUUUGGCCAUUGUUUGACAGACAUUUUUCUGUUGAAGAACAAGACAAACUUGUUGGCCGUAUAAUUGGCACAACAGGAGCAGAGGUUCUCCAAUCGAUGUUACCCUGGGUGACAUCUGCUCUUACGCAGGAAGAGCAGAAUAAAAUGAUGGACACAUGGAAGCAUGCGACUAAAAAUACCAUGUUUUCUGAGUGGCUUAAUGAAUGGUGGGAAGGGACGACUGCAUCAUCAUCACAAGCAUCCACGUCAGAAAAUAAAAUCUCACAAGAUUUUGAUGCACAUGAUUCUACGGACCAUAGUGACCACACUUUUAAACCUGGGUGGAAGGAUAUAUUCCGGAUGAAUCAAAAUGAGCUUGAAUCAGAGAUAAGGGAGGUAUCUCGUGAUUCGACUCUUGAUCCUAGAAGGAAAGCCUAUCUCCUUCAGAAUUUAAUGACCAGUCAAUGGAUAGCGUCUCAGCAGAAAUCCUCACAAUCAAAAUCUAGUAAAGCUGAUGACGGUAAAGAUUUAUUCGGACGUUCCCCAUCAUUUCGUGAUCCUGAGAAGCAAAUCUUUGGAUGUGAACAUUACAAAAGAAACUGCAAGCUUGUUGCUGCUUGCUGCGGGAAGUUGUUCACAUGCAGGUUUUGCCACGACGAAGUCAGUGACCACUCGAUGGACAGGAAGGCAACGUCUGAAAUGAUGUGCAUGAAAUGCCGGCAAAUUCAACCGGUUGGGCCAGUUUGCGCAACACCUGCAUGUGAGGGACUCUCAAUGGCUAAAUAUUACUGCAGCAGCUGUAAAUUUUUUGACGAUGAGCGGGAGGUCUACCAUUGCCCUUCCUGCAAUUUGUGCCGUGUUGGAAAAGGGCUUGGUAUCGACUUCUUCCACUGCAUGACCUGUAACUGCUGCUUGUCGGUGAAACUAGUAGAGCACAGGUGCUGGGAGAAGAGUCUCGAAACAAACUGCCCAAUAUGCUGCGACUUCUUGUUCACAUCAAGUACGGCCGUGAGGGCGCUUCCAUGUGGUCAUUACAUGCAUUCUGCAUGUUUCCAGGCAUACGCCUGCACGCAUUACAUUUGUCCGAUUUGCAGCAAGUCGAUGGGAGACAUGUCGGUCUAUUUUGGCAUGCUUGAUGCUUUAAUGGCGUCGGAGGUCCUUCCAGAAGAAUACCGAAACCAUUGUCAGGACAUCCUAUGCAACGACUGCGAUAGAAAAGGAACAGCACCAUUCCAUUGGCUGUAUCAUAAAUGCAGCUUCUGUGGUUCUUACAAUACCAAAGUUAUCAAGGUUGAUCACCAUAGCUGUUCUUCAUGACUCGUGUAAGAUUUUACCCCUUUUAUGUAAUUUUUCAGCAAUAUAUAUAUAUAUAUAUAUAUUCAUUUUAUGUAAGAAAAUUUUGUUUGUGUUUUUUACUUUGCUGAGUAUAGAUACAGAAAUGUGUGUCUCCUAGUCCUCCAGGUUAAAAUCUCAUGAGCAUAGAAUAGGGAACGUCGAUAUGAUAUUGAUGGGUUUGUAUGAAUUACUAUUAUAUAUGUGAUCACUGAAUCUAUCUUUUCGGAAUUAUA